AUGGUAGGAACAGGGCCUCAAAUUGUUGGAUGUGAAGCGAGAUGUGGGAAAGAGACUCGGUAUUACAAAGAUGCUGACAAGAGCUGCGUCGGAUAUAAGUGCUGCCAGACCAAAAUUCCUCCGGGUCUUCAAGUGUAUGAUUCAACUGUGGAGAAACUGGAACCUGGUAAAAACGUAUGUCAGGAGGCCUACUUAUCACGAGAGGACUUCUCUACGUACACGCUCACCUCACCUGAUCUAACAGAGAAUGUUAUAGUGACCAUGGAUCUGGAAUGGCGUCUUGAAGUUCCCCCCAACAUCGUUCCAAAGAGUUCACAUUGCGAGAUAAGUACAAGUUUAUGUAUUGUUUUGUCCGUAGACAUUGAUGAGUGCAGAACUAUAUAUGGGGUGUGUGGAAAGAACAAGUGUGUGAAUGUGGCUGGAUCAUUCAGAUGUGAAAAAACGUGGCCUGCUAUUCUAGGUGGAAUUCUAAGCUCUGGAUUGUUUCUUAUAGCUGUUGGAACGUGGUGGGUAUGCAAGGUUAAUAAAAAGCAGAAAGCAGCCAAGCAGAAGAGGAAGUUCUUCAAACGAAAUGGAGGUUUGUUGUUAGAGCAGCAAAUGUUCUCCCUCCACGGAAAUGUCAACAAAACCAAACUGUUGAGCUCCAAUGACCUGGAGAAGGCAACGGACAGAUUCAACGCGAGCAGAAUACUAGGGCAAGGCGGCCAAGGUACAGUUUACAAGGGAAUGUUGGAAGAUGGGAUGAUCGUCGCUGUCAAAAAGUCCAAAGCAUUGAAAGAAGAGAAUCUUGAAGAGUUCAUCAAUGAGAUCAUCCUUCUAUCGCAGAUUAACCACAGAAAUGUUGUUGGGAUCUUAGGAUGUUGUCUUGAGACGGAGGUGCCUAUGUUGGUGUAUGAGUUCAUUCCCAACAGAAGCCUUUUCGAUCAUAUACAAAACCCAUCAGAAGAUUUCCCAAUGACUAGGAAAGUACGCCUCUGCAUCGCCUGCGAAGUAGCUGAUGCACUAUCCUACCUAGGGUUGUAAAAACGGGCUUCCAACCCGCGGGCUCUAACGGGCUCUGUAUAAAAUUUCUGGCCCGUUACCCGUUUAUUUGUAUGUAAAACUUAACGGGUCAAUACCGGGUUACCCAUUAAGGCCCGUUUAAUAAAUGGGCAGAGUCAAAAUAUACAUUUUUUUACCCGUUACCCGUUUAGUUUUUUUUU
Messenger RNA from Brassica rapa (field mustard), 1202 nucleotides. RefSeq names its product wall-associated receptor kinase-like 8. NCBI's taxonomy places the organism in Eukaryota, Viridiplantae, Streptophyta, Magnoliopsida, Brassicales, Brassicaceae. Gene Ontology annotation, molecular function: ATP binding; protein tyrosine kinase activity; protein serine/threonine kinase activity. Gene Ontology annotation, cellular component: plasma membrane. Gene Ontology annotation, biological process: protein phosphorylation; cell surface receptor signaling pathway. The record is from RefSeq and is a predicted model, not a curated record.